CCGGGCUCGAAUUCCGCGUACAAUCCAUUAACAUCUGACUUCUGCACCUACCAUCGUUACAGCAAACUAACUGUAUCCUUUUUCUCUUUUCCUGUAGAAACCUCCGCGCCAUGAGAGCCAAGUGGAGGAAGAAGCAAAUGCGCAGGCUGAAGCGCAAAAGAAGAAAGAUGAGGCAGAGGUCCAAGUAAACCGCUUGCUUGUGCACACAUGAAGGCCACAAGAUCAGAAACAUGGAAUUCCAGAGUCCGGGGACGCUGGUACAAGUUGUUGGACUGCAUGCUACUGUCUAGAACUUGCCUCUCAGUGGAUCUAGAACUUCACCGCCAUCCGAUCGCCAAGGCCACCUCUGAGAGACCAUCUUGCUCGUACCAAAACAGUCCCUACUGGUCCUUUGCCCUGGACCUGACAUACUGGACUAGUUCUCUUCUCAAUUGUGGCCGAGUGUAACAAAUGUACAAUAAAUCACCUGCUGUUUCAGCUGAAGAAUCAAA
Messenger RNA from Propithecus coquereli (Coquerel's sifaka), 491 nucleotides. RefSeq names its product ribosomal protein L41 (gene RPL41). NCBI's taxonomy places the organism in Eukaryota, Metazoa, Chordata, Mammalia, Primates, Indriidae. The coding region runs from base 111 to 188 and encodes 25 amino acids. Gene Ontology annotation, biological process: translation. Gene Ontology annotation, molecular function: structural constituent of ribosome. The transcript has a single exon. The record is from RefSeq and is a predicted model, not a curated record. Gene Ontology annotation, cellular component: ribosome.